This is a messenger RNA of Cannabis sativa, 1719 nucleotides long. RefSeq lists its product as uncharacterized. The transcript has 2 exons. The coding region runs from base 1 to 1719 and encodes 572 amino acids. The record is from RefSeq and is a predicted model, not a curated record. NCBI's taxonomy places the organism in Eukaryota, Viridiplantae, Streptophyta, Magnoliopsida, Rosales, Cannabaceae.
AUGGGGCAACUGGCAACUCAUAUAGCGAUUCGUCCUCAGGGAAACUUGCCUAGUACAACUGAAGUGAAUCCUAAAGAAAACUGCAAGGCAAUCACCCUGCGAAGUGGAAAGAAAUAUGAAGGGCCUGAUAUGGUACAACCAGUGGAUGAAGAAAUUAAAGAUCAACCGACACCAACUCCAACAUCAACAGAGACGAUGGCUACUGAUAGUCCUGCACCACAACAACAGUCUCCGCCAAUCAAUAACAACGUCCCAAUCAUUCUUGGGAGACCAUUCUUGGCAACUGGCCAAGCUUUGAUCGAUGUUCGGAAGGGUGAAUUGAAGCUGCGAGUGCAAGGAGAAGAAGUGGUUUUCAUUGUGUUAAAGGCGAUGACUUACCCAAAGGCAAGUGAUAACUGUUUCUUUAUUGAUCUGAUUGAUACCAUUGUGAAUGAGAAAAAGUUGAUAGAUGAUCCUCUAGAAUUGAGCUUAAUUGAAGAUGACUUGACUGAGCAAGAGGGAAAGGAGGUAAUGGAGUAUGUUAAAUGGCUUGAUUCCUAUGGCCCAUUGAACAGAAAGUAUUAUGAAGAGUUGGGGGUAGUACCAAAAGAGCUUGCACCAUCUACAGAGAAACCUCCAGAGCUAGAGUUGAAAGUGCUUCCUAAUCAUCUACGAUAUGAGUUCUUGGGAGAAGAUAAGAAGCUUCCAGUGACAGUGUCCGCUUCACUUUCUGAUGUGGAGACUGAUAGGUUGCUUAGAGUACUUCGGGCGCACAAUAAGGCUAUUGCAUGGACAUUGGGUGAUGUUAAGGGAAUCAGUCCCUCUACAGUUAUGCAUAGAAUUCUAAUGGAGGAGGGCGCCAAACCGACAAUUGAUGCACAGCGAAGACUCAAUCCACCAAUGAAAGAAGUUGUCAGAAAAGAGGUGGUAAAGUGGCUAGAUGCUGGUGUAGCAUAUCCUAUUUCAGAUAGCAAGUGGGUUAGCCCAGUUCAAGUGGUACCUAAGAAAGGAGGGAUGACUGUGGUAAAGAAUGAGUUAAUCCUUACUAGAACAGUUACUGGUUGGAGGAUUUGUAUUGACUACAGAAUACUCAACAAAGCAACCCGAAAAGACCACUUUCCCUUGCCCUUCAUUGAUCAGAUGCUAGAUCGGUUGGCGGGGCAAAAAUAUUACUGUUUCUUAGAUGGCUACUCUGGGUAUCAUCAAAUAGCCAUAGCACCUAAGGAUCAGGAAAAGACUACUUUCACAUGUCCUUAUGGUACUUUUUCUUUUAGGAGAAUGCCAUUUGGAUUAUGUAACGCUCCUGCUACAUUUCAAAGGUGUAUGAUGGCUAUCUUUUCGGACUUAAUAGAAUCAUGCAUUGAGAUCUUUAUGGAUGAUUUCUCAGUCUUUGGUUCCUCAUUCAAUCAUUGCCUAGAGAAUUUGGAAAAGGUGUUAAUCAGAUGCGAAAAGUCAAACUUGGUCCUAAACUGGGAGAAGUGUCACUUUAUGGUAACAGAAGGGAUAGUUUUAGGACACAAGAUCUCAAAAGCAGGUAUUGAGGUGGACAAAGCUAAGGUGUCAAUAAUAGAGAAUUUGCCUCCUCCAAUUUCUGUGAAAGGAGUAAGGAGUUUCUUGGGUCAUGCUGGUUUCUACCAAAGAUUUAUUAAAGACUUCUCGAAGAUCUCUAAACCAUUGUCCAAUUUACUUGUUAAUGGCGUUCCUUUUGAGUUUGGAGAAGAAUGUUUGAAGGCAUUCUAA